This is a messenger RNA of Petromyzon marinus (sea lamprey), 2233 nucleotides long. RefSeq names its product zinc finger protein 362. NCBI's taxonomy places the organism in Eukaryota, Metazoa, Chordata, Hyperoartia, Petromyzontiformes, Petromyzontidae. The record is from RefSeq and is a predicted model, not a curated record. Gene Ontology annotation, biological process: regulation of transcription by RNA polymerase II. Gene Ontology annotation, molecular function: RNA polymerase II cis-regulatory region sequence-specific DNA binding; DNA-binding transcription factor activity, RNA polymerase II-specific. Gene Ontology annotation, cellular component: nucleus.
AAAAGCGGAGACGCCGAGCCGAGAGAGAGAGAGAGAAAAAAACUCUCCCCCCCCCCCCCUGUCCGUGUCUCUCGCAAGCUCGACUCGGAGCGGCCAACGGCAAAGAGUGAUUUCACGAGCGGACGCAAUAAAUGACUCGACCUGUAUCGGUCCAAGUUGUUUUGAUUAAGUGAGACGGUGACAUAAAUAAGAAUGGCAGAACCGCGGUUUAAUAGCCCUUAUUUCUGGCCUCAUCCACCGACCAUGACCAAUCAGAUGGCAGCAGUGAGACACGCACAUUGAACAUGGCGGAUUGCAGCAACAGGGGCAUGAAGCCGAGAGCAAGUCGUGCAGCCUCUUGGAGCUGACGUAAUGGGCAUCCGAUCGACAACCUCGUCCUGAUCAACAAAAUCAAGGAGCAGCUGAUGGCGGAGAAGAUCAGGCACCAGUCGCACCAGCCACUCGGGCAGCCGUUGCCACCGCCACUCUCCCAACACUCACCCUCCACCCCCAACCUAAGUCAGCAGCAGCUGUCCCAACAGCAGCAGCAGCAACAACAGCAGCAGCAGCAGCAACAGCAGCAGCAGCAACAGCAGCAGCAUGAGGCCCAGCAUGGCUCUGGGAAGCCCAAUGUGGCACUGCACGCCCGUCCACCAAGCACUAUGGAUCGCUUUCCCAAGCCCUACGCCACAGCCGUGGAGGGUAGGGAGGGGGAGGGGGCUGGGGGGAUGGUGCGGGAGACUGGUGGAUUGCGGGGACACGGAUCCGGGUCAUGCUGCUGCUAUGGUGACAUGGGCUGCCCGUCACCAGGAGGCAUGGAAGGCCAGGUGGGCAUGGCUCGGGGAAUGGUGUCUUCGGCCGGCGGUGGAGGGGGCGGCGGUGGCAACCAGGGCCGCGUGGACACAGCGGGCAGCCCCCUGCCCAUGAUGCCAGGCCUGACGUCGGCGCACCAGGUGCUGGAGGGCAUGUCCGGCGUGGGCACCGUGGGCAAGCGCGGAGAGCGUGGCCGCAGGAAAAAGGCGGCCCUGGACGGUGGCGGGCAGCCGGUGCUCGUCGUGCCCUACCCCAUCCUCGCGUCGGGCUCCGACCAGCCCAAGGACGGCAAGACGUACAAUUUAAACCCCUUCGGGUCAAUCGCGGAGGGAGGGGGUCAAGACACCAAGUGCAAGAUGUGCCCCCUGACCUUCUUCACCAAGUCGGAGAUGCAGACGCACGCCAAGUCGCACACGGAGGGCAAGCCACACAAGUGCCCGCACUGCUCCAAGUCGUUUGCCAACGCCUCGUACCUGGCGCAGCACCUACGCAUCCACUCGGGCGUGAGGCCCUACCACUGCUCCUACUGCGAGAAGGCCUUCCGCCAGCUGUCGCACCUGCAGCAGCACACGCGAAUCCACACAGGUGAUCGGCCUUACAAGUGCGCUCACCCCGGCUGUGACAAGGCCUUCACCCAGCUCUCUAACCUUCAGUCCCACCAGCGGCAGCACAACAAGGACAAGCCGUACAAGUGCCCCAACUGCUACCGCGCGUACACCGACUCGUCCUCGCUACAGAUCCACCUGGCAACGCACGCCGUCAAGCACGCCAAGGCCUACUGCUGCAACAUCUGCGGCAGGGCUUACACCUCGGAGACGUACCUGGUGAAGCACAUGAGCAAGCACUCGGGCCUGGACCCCAGCGCCGCAUCGGGGCACCAGUCUCCGCCCCCCAACCCGGACUCCCCGCCCUGUCCUAUCCGCCUGCCCAUCAUAAAAUCAUGUGACUUGAAUAGGAGCAACGUCAGUCAUGUGAGCGACAUUCACUGCAAGUCUGAGAUGUGUCAUGUGACGCACUCCUUUUAUCACGUGAUGUAAGCUUCAAGCACCCCCCCUCCUCCCCCCUUCCCUUUGACCCUCGCCCCUUUACCCUCCCAGUGGUGCCCUGCCUCCAGCCCCUGCCCCUUAGCCUCUACCCCACGACCACUCCCACCUCCUCCCCUCCUCCCACGUCUCGGCCAAACGUAUUUUUCCGUAGUUCUGUCCUUCCCCGCUGGAAGGAUACGAAACCCGCUCGCCCGACGUGCGUAGGGCGCGGUCGCCAGUGGCUGGCGGUGGCUGGCGGCGGCGGCGGGGGCGGGUGAGCCCGAACGUUUUGCCUCUCGUCGCCGAAGACCUGCAAAAAACGAGAGGACGCUUUUGCGCAUACGCUUGGACUUUUACGGACGCCGAAGGCAAGACUCCUCCUUCCUCACACUCUCACCGCAACCACCACCCCCCCC